Molecule: messenger RNA, 1428 nt
Organism: Drosophila ananassae
Lineage: Eukaryota; Metazoa; Arthropoda; Insecta; Diptera; Drosophilidae
Product: angiopoietin-related protein 4
Exons: 4
Coding region: 87-1268 (393 amino acids)
Source: RefSeq, a predicted model, not a curated record
CAGAGCCCGGGCUUUGGCUCCAUCAGUCGAAUUCUUCCAGUGGCCUGAAGGCAAAAGUGUGUUUUUUAUUUAAAAAAAAAGGAGAAAUGAUUCUACCGGCGGUUUUCCUGUGCUUAAUUUCCAUCUCCCUGGCAUCGGACGAAGGAGCGUGUUACGUCACCAGUGAGAUGGAGGAUGAAUGCGGGUCGGUCUUCUACCCCAUCGUCAAGCCCCUUCUCAGAUACUUUGAGGUUUGCCAGACGAAGGAUCGGAAGAACGCAGACCUACAGGACUCACUGGAUGAACUUAACCUCAAGUACUCAAAAUUGCUGGAGAAACAUUCGGCAUCUCAGGAUAACUGUAUUGUCGUUGCACUCAAAUACGCAGAGAUCCAGGAAAAGUUUCAGCAGAGAGGCCCAAAUGAAACCAAUUCGAAAAAUGAACAACUUCAGAAUAAGCUAAUUGAACUGAAUCGUCAGAAUGCGAGGCUGCAGGAACAGAGUUCAAAUAAAGAUGUGGAGCUCCGAAGUCUUAGGGCACAAAUAGCUCAACAAGCUGCUCAAAUCACUCAGUUGAAGGACCAAACCUCUGAUCUUAAACAGACUUGUGAGCUCGGCAAGCUGAAGGAUCUUUUCAGCGAAGAGAUAGCAAAGUUGCGGGAAGUUGUGAAAAGUGGAAGUGGAACUGAACCCAAUACUACUCAGUCGAAGUCAACUCAAGUUGAUCUUCCAGAUCGGUGUCCAUCAACACAAGAUGAAUUUGUUGUCUACCUAGAAAUCUAUUUCCCAGGAUUGGAACCUUUUCAAGUGCGUUGCUACUCAAAGGAGGAUGUUGGAUCUGGAUGGAUGAUGGUUUUUUCUAAAUAUUAUUAUUCAACGGAAUUGAAUCAAACAUAUGAUCAGUAUAUAAAUGGAUUUGGAGAUGUGAAAUAUGCACACUUCAUUGGACUUGAAAAAUUACAUAUUUUAACGAGCCAGAAGCCGCAUGAGGUUAUGGUUUAUGAAUAUUUUGAAAAUAAUAGAGUAAUAUGCGAGAGCUUCGUUGUGGGCGGCAGGAGCGAAGGUUACAGCCUGAAACAGAUUGACGGUUGUAGAGGCGAUACUUCCCGCUUCAAUCUCAUUCAGGGAACAAAGUUCUCGACAUUUGAUCGCGAUCAAGAUGGAAAUCCGGAUCACAAUUGGGCACAGGAAUUGGGCUAUGGAUUCUGGUUUGGUUCCGAAAAGCUAGUAGAUGAUUUGAUUUGGAAUAGUAGCAGAUUCUUUCAUUUUUAUAUCCGAAGAAAGGAUUGAAGAUCUCCCAAGCAACCUCCUUCAGAAGUGGAAUUUGGAAAUAAAAAAAUGAUGUCUGGAAUUUGGAAAUUUACAUAAUUUUAUGCAAUUUGUUGAAAAGUUAAAAAGGCUCCUGCAGUUCAUAAAUUGAACAUGAUUAAUAAAUUUAACUUUAAAUUAA